UAUAUAUACAACUCAAACUCCACCACCAACCUAGUAGGUCUUCAAAUUUCCCUUUCCCCUUAACUGUUGCUGUAAUGGAGGCCUGACCCAAGUGAGCGAAGAAGAGGCCACGUACCGGUAGAAGAAGAGAGAGAUCGCUUUCUUCAGGCCCUUCUAAGCUCAGCUUAAAUAAAUAAAUUAAAUAGAUAGAAAAUAAAAUGGGGAACGAUAGUAAGCCCAUUUCCUUGGAGGAUGUCAAGAAUGAGACGGUGGAUCUCGAGAAGGUUCCUGUCGAGGAAGUGUUCGAGAACCUGAAAUGUAGCAGGGAGGGGCUCUCCUCCGAAGAGGGGGAAAAGCGCCUGCAAAUAUUUGGCUACAACAAGCUCGAGGAGAAAGAGGAGAGCAAGCUCAUCAAGUUCUUGGGCUUCAUGUGGAAUCCCCUCUCAUGGGUCAUGGAGAUCGCAGCCAUCAUGGCCAUCGCCUUGGCCAAUGGAGGAGGCAAGCCCGCAGACUGGCAAGAUUUCGUCGGAAUUGUGGUCCUCCUCAUAAUCAACUCCACCAUCAGCUUCGUCGAGGAGAAUAACGCCGGCAAUGCCGCAGCUGCCCUCAUGGCCGGCCUCGCCCCCAAGACCAAGGUGUUGCGGGACGGAAAGUGGUCGGAGCAGGAGGCGUCGAUCCUUGUCCCUGGUGAUAUUGUCAGCAUCAAGCUCGGAGAUAUCGUCCCCGCUGAUGCGAGGUUGUUGGAGGGUGAUCCGUUGAAGAUCGAUCAGUCCGCGCUUACCGGUGAGUCUCUCCCCGUUACAAGGAUGCCCGGCGAUGAGGUUUUCUCCGGCUCCACCUGCAAGCAGGGUGAGAUCGAGGCAGUUGUUAUUGCCACCGGUGUUCAUACUUUCUUUGGGAAGGCCGCUCACCUCGUCGAUAAUACUAACAAUGUCGGUCAUUUCCAGAAGGUUCUCACCAGUAUCGGUAACUUCUGCAUUUGCUCCAUUGCGGUCGGGAUGUUGAUCGAGAUCAUUGUCAUGUACCCGGUCCAAAAGAGGAAGUACAGAGAUGGGAUCGACAAUCUCUUGGUCCUCCUCAUCGGAGGUAUCCCGAUCGCCAUGCCCACAGUGCUGUCGGUCACCAUGGCCAUCGGCUCACAUAGGCUGUCAGAGCAGGGGGCUAUCACCAAGAGGAUGACGGCCAUUGAGGAGAUGGCAGGUAUGGACGUCCUCUGCAGUGACAAGACCGGGACUCUAACCCUCAACAAGCUCACCGUCGACAAGAGCCUCAUCGAGGUCUUCGCCAAGGGUGUCGACAGAGACGGAGUUGUUUUGUAUGCUGCGAGGGCCUCUAGGAUGGAGAACCAGGACGCUAUUGAUGCUUCCAUUGUCAACAUGCUCGCUGAUCCUAAGGAGGCGAGAGCCGGGAUCAAGGAGGUGCACUUCCUUCCCUUCAACCCAGUCGAGAAGCGCACGGCCAUCACCUACAUCGACGAGAGCGGAAAAUGGCACAGGGCAAGCAAAGGCGCACCCGAACAGAUCAUCGACCUCUGCAACAUGACCAAAGACGCCAAGCAUAAGGUCCACAAGAUGAUUGAUCAGUUUGCUGAUCGUGGCCUUAGAUCAUUGGGUGUUGCAAGGCAAGAAGUCCCAGAGGCAACCAAGGAGAGCGAGGGCGCACCGUGGCAGUUCGUGGGGUUGCUCCCGCUCUUCGAUCCACCGAGGCACGACAGCGCUGAGACCAUCCGUCGUGCCCUAAACCUCGGCGUCAAUGUCAAGAUGAUCACAGGUGAUCAGCUCGCUAUCGGUAAAGAGACCGGAAGAAGGCUUGGUAUGGGGACUAACAUGUACCCGUCCACUAUUCUUCUUGGUGACAAGAACAACGAGCUUGACAUUGAUGAGCUUAUCGAGAAGGCUGACGGAUUUGCAGGAGUCUUCCCAGAGCACAAGUACGAGAUCGUGAAGAGGCUACAAGACAGGAAGCAUAUCUGCGGUAUGACGGGUGACGGUGUCAACGACGCUCCGGCCCUGAAGAAGGCUGACAUUGGUAUCGCCGUCGAUGAUGCGACCGAUGCUGCACGAAGCGCCUCUGACAUCGUUCUCACGGAGCCCGGUCUGAGCGUCAUCGUCAGUGCAGUCCUAACUAGCCGUGCCAUCUUCCAGAGGAUGAAGAACUACACCAUCUACGCUGUAUCCAUCACCAUCCGUAUUGUCUUUGGCUUCAUGCUCAUCGCCCUCAUCUGGAAGUUUGACUUCUCUCCCUUCAUGGUCCUCAUUAUCGCCAUUCUUAACGAUGGUACCAUCAUGACCAUCUCCAAGGAUCGCGUCAAGCCCUCGCCUCUCCCUGACUCCUGGAAACUCAAGGAGAUCUUUGCCACUGGAAUCGUUCUUGGAGCCUACCAAGCGAUCAUCACCGUUGUCUUCUUCUAUCUUGUCCACGACACCGACUUCUUCCCUGAGAAAUUCGGAGUGAAGGAGAUCAGAUACAACCCGGAUGAGCUCACAGCGGCACUCUACCUCCAAGUGAGCAUCAUCAGUCAAGCUCUGAUUUUUGUCACCCGAUCAAGGAGCUGGUCCUUCAUUGAGCGGCCAGGGUUCCUGCUCGUCUUCGCCUUCUUCGCUGCACAGCUUGUGGCCACCUGCAUCGCUGUGUACGCCAGCUGGAGCUUUGCGAGGAUCCGAGGCAUCGGAUGGGGAUGGGCGGCAAUCAUCUGGGUCUUCACCGUCAUCACCUACAUUCCUCAAGAUAUCCUCAAGUUCAUCAUUCGUUACGCCCUCAGUGGCAAAGCCUGGGACACCCUCAUCCAAAACAAGACGGCUUUCACUUCCAAGAAAGACUAUGGAAAGGGAGAGAGGGAGGCGCAGUGGGCUUUGGCUCAGAGAACCCUGCAUGGGCUCGACACGCCAGGGCUCUUCAACGACAAGAGCGACUACAGAGAGCUGUCGGAGAUCGCUGAGCAGGCGAAGAAGCGUGCUGAGGUUGCCAGGCUCAGGGAGCUGCACACGCUCAAGGGCCGCGUUGAGUCUGUGGUGAAGACGAAGGGUUUGGAUAUUGAGGCCAUCCAGCAGAGCUACACUGUUUAACUCCAGGGAUCCAAAAAUUUUUUUCUUUAA
Molecule: messenger RNA, 3074 nt
Organism: Asparagus officinalis (garden asparagus)
Lineage: Eukaryota; Viridiplantae; Streptophyta; Magnoliopsida; Asparagales; Asparagaceae
Product: plasma membrane ATPase 4-like
Exons: 10
Coding region: 198-3044 (948 amino acids)
Biological process (GO): regulation of intracellular pH; proton export across plasma membrane
Cellular component (GO): plasma membrane
Molecular function (GO): ATP binding; ATP hydrolysis activity; P-type proton-exporting transporter activity
Source: RefSeq, a predicted model, not a curated record